Messenger RNA from Xyrauchen texanus (razorback sucker), 2243 nucleotides. It is a transcript of the gene vps26a, whose product is annotated as VPS26, retromer complex component A. Bases 102 to 1085 code for a protein of 327 amino acids. Gene Ontology annotation, cellular component: retromer complex; endosome. NCBI's taxonomy places the organism in Eukaryota, Metazoa, Chordata, Actinopteri, Cypriniformes, Catostomidae. The record is from RefSeq and is a predicted model, not a curated record. Gene Ontology annotation, biological process: retrograde transport, endosome to Golgi; intracellular protein transport. The transcript is spliced from 9 exons.
CGCUCACUCCCUGUGUUUUUCCUGUCUAUCCCAGUUCAACAGGAAUCCAGCUAGAAGCACAUUCAGGAAAGCUGUGCUCAAGCUAAAGCCACAGCGCUGAAAUGAGUUUCCUCGGUGGUCUUUUUGGUCCUGUGUGUGAAAUCAAUGUAAUUCUGAAUGAUGCUGAAAGCAGGAAAACAGGUGAACUGAAGACUGAGGAUGGGAAACUGGAAAAACAUUAUCUGUUUUAUGAUGGAGAAUCAGUUUCAGGAAAGGUAAAUAUCAAUGUGAAGCAAACUGGCAAGAAACUUGAACAUCAGGGAAUCCGCAUUGAGUUUGUAGGACAGAUUGAGCUCUUCAGCGAUAAAAACAAUACUCACGAGUUUGUAAACCUAGUGAAGGAGCUUGCUCUGCCUGGGGAACUGACACAGAAUUGCAGCUAUGACUUUGAGUUCAUGCAGGUGGAAAAGCCAUACGAGUGUUAUGUUGGAGCGAAUGUGCGACUGAGGUAUUUCCUUAAAGUUACAAUUGUGAGGAGGCUGUCUGAUUUGGUUAAGGAGUAUGACCUCAUUGUCCAUCAGCUGGCCACUUACCCUGAUGUCAACAAUUCUAUCAAAAUGGAAGUGGGCAUUGAAGACUGCCUACAUAUAGAAUUUGAAUACAAUAAGUCCAAGUACCACCUCAAAGAUGUAAUUGUGGGGAAAAUCUACUUCUUGCUUGUACGGAUUAAAAUUCAACACAUGGAGCUUCAGUUGAUCAAGAAAGAAAUGACAGGAAUUGGGCCGAGCACUACUACUGAGACAGAGACUGUGGCCAAAUAUGAAAUUAUGGAUGGCGCACCAGUUAAGGGUGAAUCAAUUCCCAUUCGUCUUUUCCUGGCUGGUUAUGACCUUACACCCACAAUGAGAGAUGUAAACAAGAAGUUCUCUGUGAGGUACUUCUUAAACUUGGUGCUUGUGGAUGAAGAAGACCGGAGGUACUUCAAACAACAGGAAAUUGUUUUGUGGAGGAAGGCACCAGAGAAAAUGCGAAAACGGAACUUCCAUCAGCGCUAUGAAUCACCUGAGCCUCGGCCGAGUCUCUCUGCUGAGCAGCCGGAAAUGUGAGGUGGGUUUGGAGAGCAACCACCCAGGGAAAACGUGUGCUGCUUGGUGACCAGACACAGGAGAGGAGAACUAUUUCCAAUGAAUAUACAUACAGAUCUCUGUUUACAUGGUCACCCCUCACAGCUUAUGAUGAUAAACUGUGCUUAAAUUGGCUUCAUCCACCCUGCCAUCCACAGCAAGCAAUCUGUUAGUAUACAAGGACACUUUUUAGAAAACACUGGAAACAAUCAUGUAAAUCUCAUUGCACAUCAAGGUUGCACGCCUCCGUAGAUGAAGAUUUUUUUUUUUUUUUAAUGCAUGCUGGCUGGUUAAAGUGCAUCAGAGUUCAUAAUUGUUAAUAAAGGCUAUAGGGCCAGUUUAAAAAGGUCAAGAAAUGGUCAUUCUGUAUGUCACACAACCCAUACUGUAUUUCCAAUCCACUUAAAGUUGUAAAACAUUUCUAUUUAACUUAUGUAGUGUUGUUUCUGUUCUUUUUCUGCUUAAGUUGUAUUUAUAUGAAAAAAAUGUCUGACCUUGAAAAAAAAAAAAGGAAUUGUCUAUAUAAAAUAUUUAAAGAGGCUUUUGAAGGAUGCUUUGGACUAGCUUUAUAAAACUACAAAAUGUUGUGUAUAUGCAACCUGUCAGCCCAGUUUUAGACAACACUGGCUUAGAAGAGAAUAUGUAAUUUUAUAAAUGUAUUAAUCAGUCUCUGAUUUGACACUAAGUAUCAGCUGCACUGAAUUCACAUUUCAUAAUGUCCACAUUUUAGACACCCUGUAGAGAAACAAUGGAAUUGUUAUGUAGCCCUUGCAUGUCAUCUGCUUUAAGGUUUCUUAACAAGGGGGCAUGUUCAAAAAAUGUUACUGUGCAAAUGUGCUCUUUUGCACAUUUCAUGUGGGCUGUGUUGAUUAAAUUAUGAUUUUUCUUUUUUUUCAAGACAAUGUUCUCUGCCUAAUCAGCUUAACAUGCGAUUCUAGAUUUUGUUGUCUUUCAUUUGCUACUAUUUUAAAAUUCACAUUGCAAUUACUAAUGGUAAUGUUAGAGUGCCUCUAUGGAAACGAUAUAGUGGUGAGUGUUUGGGAAAACUGAUCGAAGGCAACGGAGUUAUUUGUAUGUUUUGAAUGUUUUUACAUAUCCAGCCAUAGUUGCUUUAUCUGCAAACCUGUGAAAUAAAAAUGC